Candidozyma haemuli is the source of this 3099-nucleotide messenger RNA. RefSeq names its product Nmd5p (gene NMD5). Bases 1 to 3099 code for a protein of 1032 amino acids. Gene Ontology annotation, molecular function: small GTPase binding. The transcript has a single exon. Gene Ontology annotation, cellular component: cytosol; nuclear envelope. Gene Ontology annotation, biological process: protein import into nucleus. The record is from RefSeq and is a predicted model, not a curated record. Lineage: Eukaryota; Fungi; Ascomycota; Pichiomycetes; Serinales; Metschnikowiaceae.
AUGGACCUGAACAAGCUCGAGUCGCUCUUUGCCGACACGUUGAAGGCGUCGCAGGACGUCAGGCAAAAAGCCGAGGAAAACCUCAAGUACAUCUCCAGAACCCCGGGUUUCUUGGGCGCAUGCUUGGAUAUCAUUGGGUCUGCCCAGGACGCUGGGUUACGCCAGGCGGCGGCGGUAUACUUUAAGAACCAGGUGGUUCGGUACUGGAACCAUCCGAAUAAUGGCAUUGACGAGGGCGAGAAGCCUGUGAUCAAGGAUAGAAUCAUUCCUACCAUGCACAAUAUUGACCACCAGCUGAGACAACAAUUGGUGCCAGUUUUGCGUGUUUUGGUGAGUUUCGAGUUUCCCGCCCGCUGGCCCGACUUGCUUCCACAGACGGCGGCGGCUUUGCAGAGACACGAUUCGCCUGUGUCGUUGUAUGUGGGAGUGUUGUGCUUCUCUGAGAUCACUCGGUACUACCGCUGGAUCAGCAAUAAGGAGAGGGAGCGGGACUUGGAUCCUAUGAUUGCCGAGGCGUUUCCUCACUUGUUGGAUGUGGGUAACGCUCUUUUGGCGCUGGAACUUACGGAGGAGUACGCUGAGAUUUUGAAGCUCAUCUUGAAGACAUAUAAGUUUGUUACUUACUAUGACCUUCCUAAAGUGCUUCAAACCCAGGAAACGCUUGCGUCGUGGGGUCAAUUCCACUGUGAUGUCAUUAAAAUGGCCACGCCCGAGUACGUCAAGAACCCUAAUCUCAAUGAAAGGGAAAGAAACCAGCUAGAGAUCUCCAAAUGUUACAAAUGGUCCAUCGCCAAUAUGGAAAGGCUCUUCCGCCGUUACGGCUCCAGAGACUUGUCGCUGAAAAUGAAAUACGACGGCUUUCGUGCUAUAUUUAUUGCUGAGUUUGUGCCUCACCUCAUGUCCAUCUACUUGACUUUGGUCGAGCAGUGGUGUUCUGGCUCCCGCUGGCUUCCAGGCACUGCCUUGUACCACUUGCUAGAAUUCUUGAGUCAUAGUGUCACCCAGAAAGAGUCCUGGGGCUUGGUCAAGCCAUACUUCCAGACUAUUGUCUCCCACCUCAUAUACCCCUUAUUGUGUCCUAGCGACGAGACUUUGGAGUUGUUUGAAGAAGACCCCAAUGAUUAUAUCAACUCGAAGCUUGAUGCAUUUGACGAGGUGGCUCCAGAUAUUGCUGCUUUGGGCUUGUUGGCUACUUUGGUGAGCAAGCGUAAGAAGCUGACUUUGGAGCCGGUGUUGCAGUUUGUCUACACCGAGCUUUCGUCUUUGCAAGAGCAACAGGAGUCUGUAGAGGUUGCCAAGAAGAAGGAGGGCGCCAUGAGACUUAUAGGUGGAGUUUCGCAUUACUUGACCAACCCUAAACUGCCUUACCAUACGCAAAUGGAGGACUUCUUGAAGACUUUAGUGUUACCUAACAUUGCGUCUCAGCAUGAGUUCCUUCAGGCCAGAACACUCGAUGUGUUUUCCAAGUUUGCUGAUUUGCAGUUCCAAGAUGCUCAAAUGUUGCUGGCUUUGUUCCAUGGUAUCCUUAAGCCAUUCAGUUCGGAUGCUGGCGAUGUGAACCUUGCAGUGAUGUUAGAGGCAGCCCUUUCUAUCCAAGCAUACAUGCAUAUUCCAAAGUUCAGGGAUGUGCUUUCCCAGUUAAUUUUGCCCACCAUGUCGAAGUUGCUCGAGCUCACCAAGGAGAUCGAUAACGAUGCCGUUUCUAUGGUUAUGCAAGAAUGUGUUGAGAACUUCUCCGAGCAGCUCCAGCCUUUCGGCGUGGAAUUGAUGCAAAAUUUGGUCAACCAGUUUAUGAGAUUGGCUGUAGAGGUGAAUGACGCUGCCAACGUUGAUGUGGACGACUUUGACGGCGACUACAUGGAUUCAUCCGAUAAGAUCAUGGCAGCCAUUGGUCUUUUGAACACAAUGAUCACUGUUCUCCUAUCUUUUGAAAACUCGAAGGAAAUCUGCAUUCGUCUUGAGGAGACGUUCUCUCCAGUGAUUGAGUACGUGCUCUCGAACAACUUGGAUGACUUCCUUGCUGAGAUUGGUGAGUUGAUUGAAAACUCCAUUUUCCUCCUUCGCUCCGUCAGCCCGCUCAUGUGGAGCCAUUUCGCUCACUUGGCCAAAUCCUUUGACGAAGGCAUUGCUCUCAUGUACACCGAAGAAUUGUUCCAGUGUUUGAGAAACUACAUGGUAUUUGGUCCUCAGGAUAUUGCCGAGAACCCAGAAAUCGCCUCCAGGUUGCUUAGCAUCAUUUCCAUUAUCAUCCUGGGCGAAGAGGAUAUGAGUUACAAUGAUAUUGUGCUUGCCCUUGAUUUGGCACAAACCUUUGUGCUUUCUUUGCAGCGCAAUGCCAUUGGAUACCUUCCUCAGUUGUUUGAAACCAUCUUCCCAGUCAUUGUCAAGGAGAAGGAAGACCCCAAGCAUAUCAAAAAUAACGCCAUGACCGUGGGUAAGGUCGAUUUCAUUGUGUCCUGUUUGAUCUACGAAUCAUCUUCCACCUUGGCAGCUUUACAACAGAGCAACUACCUCAAUAUCUUCAUGGAGCUCUGGUUCGCUCUCAUCCCUCUAUUGAAGCGUGUCUACGACAUCAAGGUUUCCAUCCUAGGGUUGAUCAGUUUGUCCAGCAACAGCGAGGCCGUUCUGAACACGCCUAAUCUUGCUCCUCACAUUGGAUCCAACUUGGCUAUCUUGUACAAGGCUUUGCCAGCUGCAAUCAAGUCGUUUGAGACAAAGAGAGUCAACUUCAGCGAAAAGUCUUACCUUGACGAGGAGUUGUAUAACCCUGGUUUUGGAGACCAUGCUGAUGAGUUUGAGGACUUGGAUGAUGAAGAUGAGACUGGCGGUGCCAACGACGCAAGCACAGAAGAGUACCUUAAUUUCUUGCAACAAGAAAACAACAAGUUGACUCAAUCUGGGUUUACCGAGGAAGACGAGCCUGUCUAUGAGGAUCCAUUGGCAACUACGCCAUUGGACUCUGUGAAUCCAUUUGAUGCAUUGAAGGAGUUUACUUCUUCGCUUCAGUCCCAGCAUCCUCAGUUGCAUAGCAUGAUCUUUGAUGGUCUUUCUGACUCAGAGAAGCAGAUUUUCGUUGACGUCUUACACACGGUUAAAUGA